CCCCUCCUCCUCUGGGUACCAGCGCGACGGAGGGAGAUGCAGUGAGCUCAGCGAGGCUGGCCAGCCCCGGCGUUGGUAGCAAACAAGCCGAGAAACGCGCACCGAGCAGCUCCCGAAGUCCCUCUGCGUCUCCCUUUCCUUCAAGCCCUUCCUCCGGCUGGGAUGGUCUGCUAGGAGGAAGGGGAGCCCGCCAAGCAGCCGAGGGAACAGGGCCCAGGCAGAAAAGGGCUCCGGCAUGGAGUUAAAGAGAUCCAUCUCGGCCAGCAUGGAAGCAGAGAAGCCUCUGAGACGCUAUGGGGCAGUGGAGGAGACGGCGUGGCGAGCCGAGGGGCUUGGGAGAAAUCAGCUUGACAUCAUUUCGAUGGCUGAAACUACCAUGAUGCCCGAGGAGAUAGAACUGGAGAUGGCAAAGAUCCAGAGACUUCGGGAAGUCUUAGUCAGGAGAGAAUCAGAGCUCAGGUUUAUGAUGGAUGAUAUCCAGUUAUGUAAGGACAUCAUGAACUUGAAGAAAGAGCUGCAGAAUUUAGUGGCAAUCCCAGAAAAAGAGAAGACAAAGUUGCAGAAGCAAAGGGAAGAUGAAUUGAUUCAGAAGAUCCACAAACUGGUGCAGAAAAGAGACUUCCUUGUUGAUGACGCCGAAGUAGAGAGAUUAAGAGAGAAGGAGGAAGACAAGGAGAUGGCGGAGUUCCUCCGGAUCAAGUUGAAACCCUUAGACAAAGCCGUGCGAUCUCCAACUAGUGAGUUUUCAAAACUCUUCUAA
Podarcis muralis (Common wall lizard) is the source of this 760-nucleotide messenger RNA. NCBI's taxonomy places the organism in Eukaryota, Metazoa, Chordata, Lepidosauria, Squamata, Lacertidae. The record is from RefSeq and is a predicted model, not a curated record.